AUGGACCGUAAUGCUAUUAAACGUAGACGUUAUUCUAAUAUGCCGGAAGAAAAAAAGGAUGAAUUGUUGAGGCGUAGACGAGAGGCAUACGCUCGAAAAAAAGCUACUACUGUCCAGUCUACUGAGACCUCUAGAUGUUCUUCUAUAGCAGAAGAAAAGAGAAAUAAGUCAGUGUUGUCUGGUGCAAAAAAAACAAAGAAAGUUGCAUGUAAUGUUCCUUCACAUUCUGGUUGCGAAGUACGAACUUCUAAGAAUAAUCAGAAGCCUUGUGGUUCUGCUUCUGGAUUAUCUCCAUCAGCAUUAACUGCUAAUAGUUUAAUUGCUGAUUCAUCUGGUUGUGUGGAACAAUCAGUUAUCAGUACUAGCGAAUUAGCUGAUUUGUUUGAUAGUACGACACAACGCUUUGAGGCAUCGUCAAGCACCUUGCCUUCACCUGUUCUUUCGGCUGAUCAUCAUCCUGUACCUACAGUUCACAAUCAAUCCCUUAUAGAGGAAGGAACAUGUAUAAUCAAUGUUGGAUCAUCUUGUUCCUCCAAGGAUGGCAAUAAGAAACAAGUUCUUGUUAAUGCUAUUAAACGUAGGCGUUAUUCUGAUAUGCCGAAAGAAAAAAAGGAUGAAUUGUUGAGGCGUAGACGAGAGGCAUAUGCUCGAAAGAAAGCAACUUCUAUCCAAUCUACUGAAACCUCUAGAUGUUUUUCUAUAGCAGAAGAAAAGAAAAAUAAGACAGGGUUGUCUGGUGACAAAAAACAAAAGAAAGUUGCAUCUGAUGUUCCUUCACGUUCUGGUUCCAAAGUACGGAAUUCUAAGAAUAAUCAGAAAGUUUGUGGUUCUGCUUCUGGGUUAUCUCCAUCAGCAUCAGCUCCCAAUAGUUUAAUUGCUGAUUCAUCUGGCUGCAUGGAACGAUCAGCUAUCAGUAAUAGUGAAUUAGCUGAUCUGUUUGAUGGUAUGUCACAACGCCUCGAGGCAUCGUCAAGCACCUUGUCUUCACCUGAUCUUUCAAUUGAUCAUCAUCAUGUACCUGAAGUUCACAAUCAUUCCCUUAUAGAGGAAGGAGCAUGUAUAAUCAAUGUUGAAUCAUCUUGUAACUCCAAGGAUGGCAGUAAACAACAAAUUCUUGUUAAUACUCAGCUUCAAAAUACAGGAAAAAGAAAAAAAGCUAAAAAGGGGAGCUACCAUCGUCUGAACAAAAUUCCGACUGAAUCAUUGAUACUGCCCGAUGCACUCAACUGUGAACACUGUGGUGCUAAGCGAUUCCAUUUAGAACCACCGAGUUUUUGCUGUUCUGGAGGCGAGGUUUCUGUUGUUAUCCCUGUUAUGCCUUAUGAACUUUUUCGGCUCUAUUCUGGUACAGAUGAGGAAUGCAUUAACUUUCGGAAGAAUGUUCGUACUUAUAACAACAAUCUUGCAUUUACAUCGUUUGGUGCAAAAUAUGAUAAGAAUUUGACCAAAAAUAGCCAGGGAGUUUACACUUUCCGGGUACAGGGGCAGGUCUAUCAUCUCUUGAACAGUUUAAUACCAAAUGAUCGCCCACCUAUUGGUAUUCAGUUGUAUUUCUAUGAUCAAGAGGAGGAGAUCUCAAAAAGACUUGGUGUUUCUCCUAGGUUGCGUGAGAGUACUCUUAAACUUUUGAUGGGUAUUCUUGACAAGAAUCCUUACACUAGGUUCUUUAAGAGUUUAAAAGACCUUCCUAAUCUAGACGAUCAUAAUAUAUUUCUUAAUUCCAAUCCCGGGUUGGAUCAGCGUCUGUAUAACAUACCAACCUCUUCAGAAGUUGCUGCUAUUUGGACUGAGACAGAUAAUGAAAGCCUUGACAAGAGUGCACAUAUACAAGUGUAUACUCAUUCAAAUUCAAGUCAUAGGAUUCAGCAUUAUUUUGCUUGCUAUGAUUCACUGCAAUAUCCACUGUUGUUCCCACGAGGUGAAUCUGGCUGGCACUACGGCAUUCCAAGAAAGACCAUUCCUCAUAAAAGAAAAAGGAAGGAAUCUGAUGAUGAUGCUCUUCCUGAUGUUUCUCAAAUCAGAAGUGCUGCAGGCCUUAUUGACAUGGAAAAUGAAGUUGCUGAGGAAGGGAAAAACAAACGAGAAACUAUUUCUGCCAGAGAAUACUAUUGCUAUAAAUUACAGAUUAGAGAUGACGAUAGAUCAAUGAUCUUGCACACGAGGCGAUUAUUGCAGCAAUUUGCAGUUGAUAUUUAUGUUAAGAUUGAGACUUCUAGGCUUGACUACCACAGGAAAAAACAAACUGAAAUAAGAACUGAAAUUCUUAAAGGUGUAGUGGAUAGCAUCUCUACUGGGCAGUCUGAAGGUAGUAAGAUUGGUCGUCGGGUUUAUCUUCCGUCUUCUUUUAUUGGUGGUCCAAGGGACAUGAGACGAAGGUAUAUAGAUGCUAUGUCUUUGGUGCAGAGAUAUGGUAAACCUGAUCUAUUUAUUACCAUUACUUGUAAUACGAUGUGGAAAGAAAUACAAGAAAAUUUAAAAUAUGGAGAAGAAGCUCAAGACAGACCAGAUUUGGUCACACGGGUGUUUAGAGCGAAGUUGGAAUUGCUAAAAGCUGAGAUUACAAAAAAAAAAUUUUUUGGUGAGGUCGCUGCUUGUGUGUAUGUGAUUGAGUUUCAGAAGAGAGGUCUUCCUCAUGCUCAUAUAUUAGUUAUUUUAAAACCAGAAUAUAAACCACUGAAUCCUGAGGCUUAUGACAUGAUAGUCUCUGCUGAAAUACCUGAUCCAGUUACACAGCGCCAUUUGUAUCUUUUAGUUAUGAAACACAUGAUUCAUGGUCCUUGUGGAUCAUUAAAAAAAGAUGAUGUAUGCAUGAAAGAUGGUAUGUGUAAGAAUCACUAUCCAAAGGAUUUCAAUGACUACACUACUUAUGCAGAGGAUGGAUAUCCUCACUAUAGAAGAAGGAUGAAUGGUCGGUCUGUUAAAGUGAGGAAUCAUUUGUUGGAUAAUAGAUGGGUGGUGCCAUACAAUCCGUACUUGCUUGCUUUAUUUGAUUGCCAUUUGAAUGUUGAGAUCUGCUCAACUGUCAAGUUAGUCAAAUAUCUCUACAAAUAUGUUUAUAAAGGGCAUGAUCGUGUCAGCUUUCAUAUCCAUUCAGAGAACAACCAUGAAGAUGUUGAUGAGAUUUUAGAUUUUCAGUCUGGUCGUUGGGUUGCUGCUGCAGAGGCUUUUUGGCGCAUUUUCCGCUUUAAAUUGAGUGAGAUGACGCCAAGUGUUUAUGCAUUACAGGUUCAUUUACCUGGAGAGCAAAUGAUUUCUUUCCAUAAGAAAACUAAUCUUGCUGAUUUAGUGAAUGAUGUCGACUUCUCAAAAACAAUGCUGACUGAGUACUUUUAUGUGAACCGAACAAAUAAAGAAGUUCAGAAUCUAAAGCUCUUGUACAAGCAGUUUCCUGAGUUUUUUGUCUGGAAACCAGCUAAAAAACGCUGGUCUCGAAGAAAGCAGCGAAGAGUCAUUGGAAGAUUAGUAUCAGUUAGUCCUACAGAGGGAGAACGAUAUUAUUUGAGACUGCUUUUAACUCACGUUCGUGCACCUACUUCCUUUGAUGAUUUGUUAACUGUUAAUGGAGUUCAUAUGAGUUCCUACAGAUUAGCUGCUUUUGAGAUGGGAUUACUUCAAUCUGAUACAUAUAUUGAAGAUACUCUUGAUGAAGCUGCUACUUUUCAGAUGCCUUCUUCAUUUAGAAGCUUAUUUGCUAUAAUGCUAGCUUUCUGUUCUCCAUCAAAUCCAAAAGGCCUGUGGGAAAAGUAUGAAAGUGAACUGUCAAGAGAUUUUCAAAGGAAUAGAUCAUUAACUGGUAAUAAUUCUGAUUACAUCAGAAUGUUUGCUCUUGAGGAGAUCAAUAAAUUCCUAGAACAAAUGGGUAAGAGUGUAGAUGAUUUUCACUUGGCCUUUCAUCAUCUUCGAGCUACAGCGGAUCAACAGAUUACAAAGGAAAUUGAGGCAGAAAGAAACAUUCAGUUUUCAGAAGAGGAUCUGCUCUUGCCUUCAAGGCUAAAUAUGGGACAGAAAUUUGCUUAUGAUACAAUUAUGAAACAGAUUUUUUCAACAGAGGCCAAAAGUUUUUUCAUUGACGGGCCUGGUGGAACCGGCAAAACAUUUCUUUAUCGUUCACUUCUAGCUACAUUGCGCUCCCAAGGUUAUAUAGCCAUUGCUGUGGCGUCGUCUGGAGUUGCAGCCUCCAUUCUUCCUGGAGGAAGAACAGCGCAUUCGCGCUUUAAAAUCCCACUUGAUAUGUCUGAAGUUAGACCAUGCCAAAUUAGCAAGCAAAGUUCUACUGCUAAAUUGAUUGUCCAGUCUAAACUCAUUCUGUGGGAUGAAGCCUCAAUGGUUAGACGAGAAACGAUUGAAGCAUUCGAUAUGCUUCUUAAAGAUAUUAUGGAAUGCAGUGAUCCUUUUGGCGGCAAAGUAGUAAUUUUUGGAGGAGAUUUUCGGCAAACCUUGCCUGUCAUUCAGAAUGCAACAAGAGAUGUUUUAGUACAAGCAAGCUUUGUUAAUUCGCCUCUGUGGAGCACUUUACAGAAAAUUACUUUAACAGAGAAUAUGAGAGCUGUUAUGGAUCCUCCAUUUUCUGAAUUCUUGCUCCAAAUUGGAGAAGGCCGUCAACCAGAAGAUGAAGAUGGGAAGAUAUCUUUAUGUAAAGAUAUGGUGAUUCAUUAUGAUGGCAAAGAUACUGCUCUUACCAGGUUAAUACAAACUGUAUUCAGUGACCUAAACGUGUAUUCCUUGGAUCCAUAUCAAAUGAUCAACCGUUGUAUUCUAUCGGCAACAAAUAGUGCUGUUGAUGAUGUCAAUCAGACUAUCAUUGAUAGGUUUCCUGGAGAACCGCAUGUUUAUACAAGUACUGACAGGACUCUUAACGAAAGGGAUCAAGGUGACUAUGAAGACUUGCUUAAUUCUCUCAACCCGAAGGGAUUGCCUCCUCAUAAGUUGAUUUUGAAGAAAAACUGUCCGCUAAUUCUUGUGAGGAACUUGAACCCAACAGAAGGUCUUUGUAAUGGUACCAGACUAAUAUGCAAGGAACUGCGACAGAAUACCAUUUGUGCUGAAAUAGCAGUAGGGCAGCACCGUGGGAAACAAGUUUUCUUGCCAAAGAUUCCUCUUCAAUCCUCUGACAGCGAAAAAAAUGGAAUCCCUUUCAAAAGAACUCAAUUUCCUGUCAAAUUAUGUUUUGCAAUGACAAUUAACAAGUCUCAGGGACAGACUCUGGAUUAUGUCGGAAUAUAUUUGCGCGAGCCCGUUUUCUCUCACGGGCAGUUAUAUGUUGCCCUUUCUCGAGCAAAAACUUCAGCUGCAGUGAAAGUGUUGAUAAUACCAGCAACUUUUCAUGACAUGGUUACUGAGUUCAGAACUAGAAAUAUUGUCUUUCAUGAAGUUCUUGAAUUAUCUAAGCAGUAG
Messenger RNA from Coffea eugenioides, 5394 nucleotides. RefSeq lists its product as uncharacterized. Gene Ontology annotation, molecular function: DNA helicase activity. Gene Ontology annotation, biological process: telomere maintenance; DNA repair. The record is from RefSeq and is a predicted model, not a curated record. Bases 1 to 5394 code for a protein of 1797 amino acids. The transcript is spliced from 6 exons. Lineage: Eukaryota; Viridiplantae; Streptophyta; Magnoliopsida; Gentianales; Rubiaceae.